AUGACCACAAGAAGCAUUGAAAACCUUCCGUGGGUUGAAAAAUACAGACCUAGCGCGAUGUCUGACAUCUACGGUCAAAAAGAGAUCGUUGUAACGUUGGAGAAAUUUGUUGAUGAAGGGAAGUUGCCUCAUUUGCUAUUCUAUGGGCCUCCUGGUACCGGUAAAACCUCCACAGUUCUUGCAAUGGCAAAAAGAAUCUACGGUCCUCAGCAUUAUAAGUCAAUGAUUUUGGAAUUGAAUGCAUCUGAUGAUAGAGGUAUCGACGUGGUUAGAGAGCAGGUGAAAAACUUUGCGAGCACAAUGCAAAUUUUCAAUAAAGGUUUCAAGUUAAUCAUUUUGGAUGAGGCUGAUUCUAUGACUAAUGUCGCUCAAAAUGCUCUUAGAAGAAUCAUUGAAAAAUAUACCAAAAACGCAAGAUUCGUAAUACUCGCCAACUAUGCACAUAAGUUGAAUCCAGCAUUAUUGUCAAGAUGUACCAGAUUCAGAUUCCAACCAUUGCAAGAGUCGGCGAUUCAAGAAAGAAUAAAAUAUGUCUGUGAAAAGGAAACCUUAAAAGUUAGUGAGCCUGCAACAGAUGCCUUAUUGAAAUUAUCAAAGGGUGAUAUGAGAAAGUCGUUAAAUGUCUUGCAAGCGUGUCAAUCUGCUUUAGAUGAUCCAAGUAACGACGAGGUCACCAAAGAGAUGGUUUACGAGUGUAUCGGUAAUGCCAAUCCCGAUGAUAUCAACCUGUUGUUGGAUUCAAUUUUGAAAGAGGAUUUCACCACUAGCUAUUUGUAUUUUGAAAAAGUUACAAAAUCGAAGGGUUUGGCAAUUAUUGAUAUUCUAAGUGGGAUUAUUGAAAUUUUGGACAGCUAUAAAUUGAAACCGCAGACGAGAGUCAAAAUUCUAAAGAGACUAAGCGAGAUUGAGUAUGGUAUCAGCAAAGGUGGGAACACCAAAAUUCAAAGUUCUGCUGUCAUUGCAACCAUCAAGGAUGCCAUGGUUGGCGAAGCUUACUAA
Molecule: messenger RNA, 999 nt
Organism: Saccharomycopsis crataegensis
Lineage: Eukaryota; Fungi; Ascomycota; Saccharomycetes; Ascoideales; Saccharomycopsidaceae
Gene: RFC3
Product: replication factor C subunit 3
Exons: 1
Coding region: 1-999 (332 amino acids)
Biological process (GO): DNA-templated DNA replication; DNA repair
Cellular component (GO): Rad17 RFC-like complex; nucleus; Elg1 RFC-like complex
Molecular function (GO): DNA binding; ATP hydrolysis activity; DNA clamp loader activity
Source: RefSeq, a predicted model, not a curated record